AUGUUUAAAUUUAGAAUUCUGACAGUUGGUGUUCCAAUCUUUAUUAGGUCUCCAAAUGGUCGUUUCGCCUCUAUCAAGCAUUGGUAUUCACGUUCUGAAAUAACUUCUGAAACUGCUGAAGCUCGUCUUCUAUCAAGACUUCAAUUCUUUUCUAUUGGAGGAAAGACUGUUGCCACUCCCAGUGACUCAAAAACUGUCGCUCGUGUCGGUUUAGUUGAUUUAGACGGUGACGGCAAAAGAAAGAUAAAUACUUUG
Messenger RNA from Scutellospora calospora, 255 nucleotides. Lineage: Eukaryota; Fungi; Glomeromycota; Glomeromycetes; Diversisporales; Gigasporaceae. The record is from the annotation of a GenBank genome assembly.